AUGACGUCGGGAUCAUCCGAAGCCCAAGCAGCGACUUUCAAGAGUAGCUUCAAUGACAGAGUCACAAUUCCUGACUCUGAAAACCCGAAGAGAUGGUCGAACGGGAAGAAACGGACUAUCACUGUUGUUGCCUCACUCAUGACAUUCUCUGUCACCUUUGCGAGUAGUAUCUUCAGCACCGCGGAAAGGCAAACGGCAGCGGAAUUCCAUGUGUCACACGAAGUGAUGAUAUUGGGUCUUAGCCUGUUUAUGUUAGGAUAUUGUUUUGGUCCGCUGCUAUGGGGGCCACUAUCCGAGAGCCAUGGGCGUAGAUUACCCUUGAUGCUUGGUGUGAUCGUCUUCUGUAUCUUUCAAGUGCCUGUAGCCGUGGCCCAGAACGUGCCAACCAUUGUAAUCUGCCGCUUCAUCGGUGGUCUAUUUGCUUGUUCGCCGCUGUCAAUUGUUGGGGCUACUCUUGCGGAUAUCUGGGAUCCGGUGGAACGGGGAAUUGCUGCAUGUAUAUAUUCCGGCGCGACAUUCUCGGGGCCGGUUCUGGGUCCUAUUGUGGGCGGUUUCGUCGUGGACAGUUAUCUCGGCUGGCGAUGGACUGCCUGGCUGACUCUUAUCCAAGGCGUCUUUUUCUGGGUCCUUGGCAUGAUGUUUGUGCCUGAGACUCACGCCCCGACGUUGCUGCGUCGGUUCCAGGCUCGUGAGUGCUCUUCUGAUGCAGGGGAAGAGCUUGGACAAUUAAAUGCCACUUCGCCAGUGAGCCACAUGAAUUGGAGGGAAUUCCUGACAAAAUACUUGGCACGACCAUUAGUAAUUAUGUUGGCAUCCGAGCCAAUCCUGCUGUUAACAACCCUGUACAUGUCCCUCCUCUACGGGACGUUAUAUCUCUUCUUUGAAGCGUAUCCCAUCUCGUUUCAGGACCAGCGUGGAUGGAAUGCCGGUGUGGGAGCCUUGCCUUUCCUGAGCAUUAGCGCAGGUGUCAUCUGCGGCAAUCUGACCAUCGCAGCAACAACCGUCUUCCGUCUUAAACGCAAAUACGACGAAGGGGGUGGUGUAGUCGCACCGGAGGAGCGCUUGAUCCCCAUGAUGGUGGGUGCUGUCGUUUUACCGCCAGGACUAUUCUGGUUUGCAUGGACCAGCAGCCCUCACAUCACUUGGAUACCUCAGGUCCUGGCCGGGAUUCCGAUCGGCAAGGGUAUUCAGGUCAUCUAUACGAUGGACCUCAACUACAUUCUGGACGUGUACACCCCAUACGCUGCACCCGCUGUUUCAGCGAACACCUUUGUCCGCUCCAUGGCUGCUACAGGGUUCCCUCUGUUUGCUACCCCAAUGUAUGACCGUUUGGGGAUUAAUUGGGCCACCUCCCUGCUGGGGUUCGUGUCGGUGCUCAUGAUGCCAGUGCCGAUAUUGUUCUAUAUCUACGGGGAGCGAUUAAGGAAGUUGGGCCGCUAUAGUGUCACGUAA
Messenger RNA from Aspergillus pseudonomiae, 1452 nucleotides. RefSeq names its product MFS transporter. The transcript has 3 exons. The record is from RefSeq and is a predicted model, not a curated record. Lineage: Eukaryota; Fungi; Ascomycota; Eurotiomycetes; Eurotiales; Aspergillaceae. Bases 1 to 1452 code for a protein of 483 amino acids. Gene Ontology annotation, molecular function: transmembrane transporter activity. Gene Ontology annotation, biological process: transmembrane transport.